UGGCGCCGCACCCAUUCGUUGAACGUCAUACAACGGGGAAUUCUCACGAUACGUGGAUAAGACUUAUGGCCCAGAAAUCUUUGCGUUUCCUCUUUCCCCACGGCGCUUGGAAAUGGGCAUUUCCCGGAACAAUUGGCACAAGCGUCGCAAGACUGGAGGCAAAAGGAAGCCAUAUCAUAAAAAAAGAAAAUAUGAACUUGGUCGCCCUCCUGCAAAUACCAAGAUUGGUCCACGCCGUAUUCACACAGUGAGAGUCCGCGGUGGUAAUAAAAAGUACCGGGCACUGAGGUUGGAUGCUGGAAACUUCUCCUGGGGUUCUGAAUGUUGCACACGGAAAACGAGGAUCAUUGACGUGGUGUACAAUGCCUCAAACAACGAACUGGUUAGGACAAAAACAUUAGUCAAAAACUGUAUUGUUCUAAUUGACAGUACUCCCUUCAGACAGUGGUAUGAAUCUCACUUUGCGCUUCCACUCGGCCGGAAGAAAGGUGCCAAGCUGACCCCUGAAGAGGAAGAAAUUUUGAACAAGAAGAGGUCAAAGAAAAUUCAGAAGAAAUAUGAUGAUCGCAGAAAGAAUGCAAAAAUCAGCCCACUGCUUGAAGAACAAUUCCAGCAAGGAAAACUGCUCGCUUGUAUAGCUUCAAGACCUGGCCAGUGUGGCAGAGCUGAUGGCUACGUUCUUGAAGGAAAGGAGCUGGAAUUCUACUUGAGGAAGAUCAGAGCCAAGAAAGGCAAAUAAACAUAUAUUCUAAGGAAAAUGUGAUUAAUAAACCAUUUUUCACUCAA
Molecule: messenger RNA, 786 nt
Organism: Stegostoma tigrinum
Lineage: Eukaryota; Metazoa; Chordata; Chondrichthyes; Orectolobiformes; Stegostomatidae
Gene: rps8a
Product: ribosomal protein S8a
Exons: 6
Coding region: 113-739 (208 amino acids)
Biological process (GO): translation; maturation of SSU-rRNA from tricistronic rRNA transcript (SSU-rRNA, 5.8S rRNA, LSU-rRNA)
Cellular component (GO): cytosolic small ribosomal subunit; ribosome
Molecular function (GO): structural constituent of ribosome
Source: RefSeq, a predicted model, not a curated record